Microtus oregoni (creeping vole) is the source of this 3744-nucleotide messenger RNA. It is a transcript of the gene Wbp1l, whose product is annotated as WW domain binding protein 1 like. Lineage: Eukaryota; Metazoa; Chordata; Mammalia; Rodentia; Cricetidae. Bases 19 to 1200 code for a protein of 393 amino acids. The transcript has 4 exons. The record is from RefSeq and is a predicted model, not a curated record.
GUGGCCGUGAAGUCAGUGAUGCCCUCCACCAGUCAGCCAACAUCAAACAUCUGGAUGAAACAGUCUGUGGUCUCGGGUUCAGUGAGCAGGAUAAGGAAGCCUGUGUGGGCACCAACAAUCAAAGCUACAUCUGUGACACAGGACACUGCUGUGGACAGUCUCAGUGCUGCAACUACUACUAUGAACUCUGGUGUAAGUCCUUGCCCAGGGGGUUCUUGGCGUCCCAGGGUCCCGGUUACUGCCUCUGCUCCUUGGGAAACCGCGGGCUGGCCAGCCUUUUCUGAUUCUCUUGGGGACAGUGUUGGGUUCUGGCUAGUGUGGACCGUCGUCAUCAUCCUGAGCUGCUGCUGCGUCUGUCACCACCGCCGAGCCAAGCACCGCCUUCAGGCCCAGCAGCGGCAACAUGAAAUCAACCUGAUCGCCUACCGGGAAGCCCACAAUUACUCAGCGCUGCCAUUUUACUUCAGGUUUUUGCCAAACUAUUUACUACCUCCUUAUGAGGAAGUGGUGAACAGACCUCCGACUCCUCCCCCACCGUACAGUGCCUUCCAGCAGCAGCUGCUGCCCCCUCAGGGUGGCCCUGUAGGCGGCAGCCCCCCAGGCGCUGACCCACCCCAGGGCUCCCAGGGGGCACAGAGCAGUCCUCUGUCUGGACCCAGCAGAAGCAGCACAAGACCCCCGAGUGUCGCUGACCCUCAGCCCUCUGAAGUGCCCGCUGACCGGGAAGCCACCAAAGACCCUGGAAUGGAGUCCAGUGGUUCAGUGGCCGGCCACGGGGAGCUGGACCCAGGGGCCUUCCUGGACAGGGAUUCAGAGUGUAAGGAGGAGCUACUGAAAGAUUCAAGUUUGGAGCAUGGUAGUGUACCCCCCGACAACAAAGACAAGACCCCUGGCCGACAUCGCCGCUUCACGGGUGACUCAGGCAUUGAGGUGUGUGUGUGCAACCAGGGCCACCAUGACGAUGGUCUCAAAGAGUUCAAUACUCUCAUCGACGAUGGCCUGGACGGGCCCCUGGACUUCUGUGACAGUUGUCACGUACGACCUCCCGUUGACGAAGAGGAAGGGCUCUGCCUGGCCUCUGAGGAGCAGGCUCGAGAGCCUGGGCACCCCCACCUGCCACGGCCGCCGGCAUGCCUACUGCUCAACACCAUCAAUGAACAGGACUCGCCAAACUCGCAGCGCGGCGGCUCUCCCAGCUAGAGCAGGCCCUGCCUGCACCGGAGAGCUUGACAGACAACCAGGGCAGGGGACACCCACAAGAGAAGCAUUAAGUGACUUUGAGAAGUGGUACGUCCACUUUGUCCUUUCAUUUUUUUCUCCCCUCCCGUCCCACUUUUCCCACAUCUCCAGGUACAAGUUUAGGGUGUGGAUGCCUCCUCUCCCCCCACAAAAGCACAGUGUUGUAGAAGACUGAGAAUCCGGUUCUGGGACUCAUUCCGCACCCGCCUUUUCAGAGCUGUAUCUCACCUGCUCGGCUGAGAAACGUCUGUCUGGAAAGCCCCCCAGGACUGCGGCUGGGCUCCAAGAUGGUUCUCGGUGACAUAGUGGUUUGGAAGAGACCUUCGCUGUGUCUCAGUCUGGGAGAGACAGUUUAUCUUGGCCCCGAGUGAAGGAAACUUGGGCCUGUGGCUGUCACCUGUGGCUGCCAGUGUCUGCAGAGCUGGCAUUGGUCUUACCCUGUGGGCGGGUUGGUGGGGGGCUUCUAUCUGGCAAGCCCCAGGUAGAGAGUGCACCCCUGCAUUGUAGAGGGGGCCCUUCCCAGCAGGCUUCGGCUGGCUUCAGCCUGGUUCAGGUAUAGACGCUUAUCCUGUGUUCUCUGUGUUUUCCUUUAAAACAAAUAACCAAGGCUAGCUGGAAACAACUGCAUGGGUGGACAGGCAAGAAUCCUCUUCUGUGCCAGGGAAUUCUGCAGCUUUCCCCAGGUUGAGUUUCCAAGAGUCUGGCUAUAAUGUUGGGCCAGCAGGAGAGAAUGCGGUAGUCCUGACCCUUUUGUGAGUGGAGAUCUAAGUCUGACGCCUGGUAGAGAUAUGGCAUUCUCCACUUCCGCCUAUUGUCCAUGCCCAAAGGUGCCCAGUGGUCCCCGUCCAUCCUUAAUGCAAUCUGCGGUCUCUCCCUGUCCUCUGUAAGCAGAUGGACUGAGGAGAUUGUGUGUCCUGGGCAAGGCAGUCUCGUAGUCUUGCCCUCACACGGUAUUUUCUCUUGGGUUAUCCGAGUCUGUUGUUGGUGUUUGUUUGUUUUAAACUGACCACUUAGAAGGAACACUGUUGUUAUCUGUGCUUCUUAUGGCUGCCCCCGCCCCGAACCUACUGGAGAGGGGUGCCUUACCUGCACAGCCUGUGUAAAGAGUCUCUCAGGCAGGGGGUGACAGUCACCUCCAGCAGGACCUCCGGGCCUGGCUGCCGUCACCUGGCUUUGGUAGGAAAAAGGAGCCUAGAAGCAGCUGAAACGAACAUUCCCCGCCCAGCCCUGUCCAUGCAAGGAGGGUGGUUCCUUCCCUGCUCUUGAACGAUGAUAUGUAGACUCCGCACCGUCCUUAGUGAUGAGAGGAGAAAGGUCCACGUGUAAACACACACACACAGGUCCGAGGCUGUGAGGUGAUGUGUGUCCGCAUUUGGAUGCCACAAACCAAAAUCCUUGUCGAACAAAAGUGAAGUCUACACAGUGAUGUUGGAUGGCGUGUGUCUGUGCGUGUGUGUGUGCAUGUGUGUGCAUGUGCGUGAGUGUGCGAGUUGUAUGUGGCCCCGAGCCCUGUGUUCCUGUGAAGAUACUUUGAAUGACCAUUCUGCUCACGUUAGCCACAUGUCUGGAGCUCAUCUGGCCCUCUCAAGGUAAUUUAUUUUACGCGUUUACUGUUUACCGAACAAACGUCUGACUGUACUCCGGUGCCGCCGGCAGCGCCUCUGAUUGCCAGCGACACUGCCCUCCAGGGCGAGGCUUCUUCCUCAGCUCACCACUGCGACUGGCACAGUGCUCCAGGGACACUCAGAGGCCGACAUUCUGUUCCCUGUGUGUGGAAAUGUAUUCUGAACGGGUCUCCCUCCCUCCGCUGCGGUCAGACAGCUUGAUUGAGUCUUGAGUGACAAGCUUGGACCGGUUGUGGCUCAGACAUCGGCCUGCCCAGGAUCACCAGGAGUCCUUGGCAGACACCUCGAUGCCACAAGCUUGCACCUCCUCUGCCGAGGUCUCGAGGGGUUGGUGUGUGGCCACAGGGCCCCGAGCUACAGCCCUCACACACCUUGUUAAAGUCCCAGACAACUCAGAACUUACUCUCCCCAAAAUGAAUCCUUCAGUUAACUAGCGAUGAGGUGGAGCCCUCUCCAGUUUCUUUUCCCUGGCAGGAUGGGGAGCUGACCCGAGUGAGGACUGGCUUCACUGUAGCGCCCACCAAGAUGGCAGCACCACAGUCUGGGCCCCUGCUGCCUUAGGCCACACUGGCGCUCAGAGCGAGCACAGGAAAUAGGAGUUAGGGGCAGGGAGAUUUGGCUGAGUUGGGUUUCCAGGUCAGUGGGAGGAGAGGGUAGGCAGAGGGCUUGGUGCUACGGUCAGCUUUGCAGCCGCUAACACAUUCCUGUGCGAGGCACAUCGGCGUCCGUCAGUUAUUGUGAAUAUGUGUAUCUUAAGCAAUAAGAGUCCGCUGCUCUUGGUCCCUGGGCAGUCUGGGUGACACAUAUCCUGUGCUGUGAUCGUUCUGAAGACAGAGUGGCUCUAACCACUGUGAGAAGCCCUAAUAAAAUUAGUCCUAAA